AUGACCACUGCUGAAUAUAUCAUCACCGUCCAAAACAAGACGGGGAAGACAAACAAUUAUCUUUUUUUCAACCAAGAGCCCGGAGAGUCUAGCACCGUUGGACAGAUAUACACCAACGUUUGGAUCAGAUCUCCCGGAGUUCCAUCUCCCCGUGGCAAAGCUGUCUUCGAUGUGAAGGUGGCGAACUUUGCCAUUUGUGGGACGACGCCAGACCCAGUCGACUAUGGUGUUGUUGUCGCGACAAGCGAUUUCGCGCCGGUGGAGCUUACCACUCAAAGCAAGAAGGGCACGGUUCCCUUGAUGGAAAUUGUGAGCGGAGGACCUCAGUUCAUUGCGCCAUAUGAGGAAACCAACAAGGAUAACUCGUUUGGUAUCCAUGUUAAGAAUUACGACCCGAAAAGAUACACCUCUGUUUAUUGCGGAUUCGGCAAGCUCAACCAAAAGGAGGAAGUUGUCCCUGUCGCUGUUUGGCGAGCCGAGCCCGGCGAAAAAUACAUACUCACUCCUAAAGUCACCUAUUAUGUCAGCACAGGGGAUUAUAGAGCUGGCGAAACGGUAGAUGUUACUCAGAUUGGCGAAAUUUCAACAAUCGAUUUCACCACGGCCAAACCAGGCCAGACCAUCGCGACGAUCACUCAUAACGACGACGGGAGUUACUCUAAACCAGAGUUCAGCUAUCCUGAGAAGCGCAAGCCUCAGGAGAACAGCACUCACGUUCCAGUUCAUCCACUUAAGCGAAGUUUGGCGCAAUGCUUGGAUGCUGGUGUUUCGUAUCUACUGGUUGGUGGCCUCAAAGGACUCUGGGGAAACUUGGCUGUCUGGCUUGCCAAAAACGAUGCCAAACAUCUAGCCGUUAUCACUCGUAGCGGCUACCAGGACGACAGAUCGCAGACGGUCAUCCGGGACAUUGAAGCCCAGGGAUGUAAAAUCAGCUUGCUCACGGGUGACGUACGUCGCUGCUUUGCGACGGUCACUCCGCCCAUUGGGGGAAUUGUGCAAGGGGCGAUGGUGUUGAGGGACCGCAUGUUCAGCUCAAUAACACAUCAAGAGUACCACGAAGCGCCCUCUUGCAAAGUCCAAGGAACUUGGAAUCUGCAUAAAGUCUCAGUGGAGCUCAACAUGCCACUGUCAUUCUUCACCAUGUUGUCCUCAAUCUCCGGAAUCUUUACAGGCGCAGUCUUGGACUGCCCCGCCUGCUCGGUCGAUCUGGGCAGCGUGGAGGGCAUUGGAUACCUUGCCGAGCACGACAAUGUGCAUAAGCAGCUGACUCGGAAUGCGGACACUUGGGCUCCCAUUAAUGAAGCCAGGCUUCUACAGAUUUUUGAACUCGUUACAUAUCAGCAGGAGAAGGAUUCUACUCGGCAACCCAACCCGCUCAGUGCGAGUCAAAUGGUUACUGGCAUUCGCAUUCCAAUCCCCAGCGACGCGGGAAUACUGCGGGACGCCCGAGAACUGCAGACUCUCCUCCGGGCCCUUCAGAGUAAGACGUCACACGCAAAUUCACUGCUCCCUACUGCAGUGAGGAUUGCAAAUGCCAAGUUCGGCAAGCUUCUUCGGCUAGCAGAACCUAUGGAUCCUAGUCGCCCCAUGAGCCUCUAUGGUUUGGAUUCACUGGCGGCGGUGGAGUUCCGCAACUGGGCGCACACUACGUUAGGUGCAGAGCUUUCGACACUGGAGAUCACCAAUGCUUCGAGUUUGACGUCACUCGGUGAGAAGCUGAUUGCGAAAGCUCUUGCGGCGGCCGUUACUUAA
Molecule: messenger RNA, 1752 nt
Organism: Aspergillus viridinutans
Lineage: Eukaryota; Fungi; Ascomycota; Eurotiomycetes; Eurotiales; Aspergillaceae
Product: beta-ketoacyl reductase
Exons: 7
Coding region: 1-1752 (583 amino acids)
Biological process (GO): secondary metabolite biosynthetic process; fatty acid biosynthetic process
Molecular function (GO): phosphopantetheine binding; fatty acid synthase activity
Source: RefSeq, a predicted model, not a curated record